Didymodactylos carnosus is the source of this 2265-nucleotide messenger RNA. Lineage: Eukaryota; Metazoa; Rotifera; Eurotatoria; Philodinida; Philodinidae. The record is from the annotation of a GenBank genome assembly.
CUCGAGAUAUCCCAAAAAUGCUGAAAGUCACGCAAGAAAACCUGUAAAAAACUGAGUUUUUUUGCGUGACUUCCAGCAUUUUUGGGAUAUCUCGAGAAGGAAAGCAUAUUUUUUGAAAAGAAAAAAACUAACCUGAGAUAGGGUUUGAAGUAUCUGUGGUAAAAUUUUGAGCUCGAUCGGACCAUUUUUUCGAGGGGUCGUAAUGUGACUGGAUGAAAACCAGAGUUUUCUAGAAAACCCUUAGAAGAACACGUCAGAAAAUUCUGGGCAAAAAUACUUCGAUUUUCUUUUUCGAUGUUCUAUCUCUGUUAUAAAUUUCACCCCGAUCCGACAUCGGCGUCCCCGGUUUUCAAGAGGGUCAAAAAAGAGGGGGAGGUACCCUUAAUGAAUCUGAAGCAUAUCCCUAUGAAAAAUCGAUAAAGAUGUCAAAUGCAUCCAAAGUGCAUUUGGGAUUACUGUUGAAGAACGGAGUGCUCUGCAGUAAGUAAAAUGUAUUUUUUAGUCGAUUUUUAACUUAUCGUACUGGCGAGAAAAUGUUAUUUACUGGCCAAAUGUCUUAUACAUAAUUAUACCAUUUUUGAUAUAAAAAUUUUCAAGAAUGAUCAUAAAAUUAGUUUAUCUAAUAAUUUAUCAGAAAACUGUAACGAAAUAUUUCGAAUGCUUUGUAUUGAUGAAAAGCUAUUGUUAGGCGAACUAGAUGGCAAUAAUUAUUUGAAAGCAGCCAUAAUUACAAAAAAUAUUGAAUUCUUAAUAUUUAUUCAAUUCAAACAAGAACAAACAUUUGAUUUUGCACAUACAUUGAUCGUUAAUAUUCUUGAUGCAGAUGCUAAAGUUUUUAUUAAAUUCUCGUCGAAAUAGUAUGAAACUUAUUUCCUAAUAUGACCCAAAUCCAAAACGUUUCAAUAUUGAAUUAUAUGCAUUCGGUAGUCAAUGUAUUCAUCAAUUUGUUGUAAAAUAUCCAACCAUAAAACCAUUUUCAACUGAUGAUUUCACCCAAAUCAUCACGGAUGCAUCGAACAAUUUUGGCUCGAUCAUCAACGACGACUUCGAGAUGAUAUAGAAAAACAACGUCGUUAUUACCAAUUUUCGUAAUAUAAUCGACUAAUAUCGAUACAUUCCAUGUUUCAGUAUAUCUUGGUCGAGCUGGUCUCAAAUUAAAUACAUAUUUUCAUGAUAGGAUGUUGUCUAACUUUAAAACCAUCAAGAUUAUUCAUCCUUAAUGUUAAAUCUGAUUUAUAAAUGUUUAUCAUAUUACAUUCUAGUCCAUUUUCAAAUGACUCUAUUGAAAAAUUAACUAUAAUUGCUAUAUCGGCUGAAAAUGGAUCAAUGCUUUGAAGCAAAAUUCAGCUACACAUGCUGAUCGUCGAAAACAGAAUUAGGAAUGCAAUAAGAAAUGUAGAACUACUACAAACAUGAUUAAUACAAAUCACAGUGCUAUUAUUUUGAUUUAUUAUUGAUAUUUCGAUGAUGUUCACUCGUCAUCAUCAGAAUAAACGAAUAUAUGAUUCAAUAAAAGUACAAAAAAGUAAAAGAACAAAAGACUAAAUAAUUAGGUAUAUGUUGACGUGUACAUUCGUACACGUGUACGUUGAUUAAUGACACUAAUGGUGUUCUUACGUCAUGUAUUGUGUAAUUAACCUGAUCUAUAUGUUACAAAAUCUUUAUUCUCAUUGUGAUUGUCAUUACGAACAGAACAGAAAAAUGACAGAAAUAGAACAAAGCAAGUUUAUUAUUGUCGUAUAUGUUGCAUCGAAAACAGAGUCGAAGAUACAAGCCACAAGAAAUGUUUUCCAACAGUUUUUUCAUUCAUCAUCGUUUGAAGUAAAGUCUUUCAAUGUUGCCAGUGAUGUUAACUCACAGCCAUACGGCCUUAAGGAAAUUGAACAGGGUGCAACAAAUCGUUUAAAUAAUUUACUGAAACUUAUUACUCCUGAUGAUCAAAGCGCGUGGUUUGUUUCAAUAGAAAAUGGUGUAGUGUUAGACGCUGAUACUAGGAAAAUGAUUGAUAUUGCAUAUGUUGUGGUAAAACAUGGAGAGAACGUUUAUGCUGAAUGGUCAAAUCCAAUUGAGUUAUGUCCCAGUUUACAAUUUCUUGAGGAGGAAAGCAGUUACGAUCAAUGGUUAGAACGAUAUCGAUCAAUCAUUAUGCCAAUUAUUUACAGAGGAGAAGAUUUAUAUUCAUAUUAUUCAGAUGGUCAACGAACUAGGCAAGGUGAAAUUGAAAUUGCCCUUAUUUCCAUUCUUAGAAAAAGUAUCCAGUGUUAA